Messenger RNA from Elgaria multicarinata webbii, 4288 nucleotides. It is a transcript of the gene FLII, whose product is annotated as FLII actin remodeling protein. Gene Ontology annotation, molecular function: phosphatidylinositol-4,5-bisphosphate binding; actin filament binding. Gene Ontology annotation, cellular component: cytoplasm; actin cytoskeleton; nucleus. Gene Ontology annotation, biological process: actin polymerization or depolymerization; barbed-end actin filament capping; actin filament severing. The transcript has 30 exons. The record is from RefSeq and is a predicted model, not a curated record. Lineage: Eukaryota; Metazoa; Chordata; Lepidosauria; Squamata; Anguidae. Bases 43 to 3873 code for a protein of 1276 amino acids.
GCUGGAGCCGCCGCCUGUGUUCGGACGACCCUCCCAGGAGCCAUGGCUGCCACCGGGGUGCUGCCUUUCAUCCGGGGUGUGGAUCUCAGUGGGAACGAUUUCAAGGGUGGUUAUUUUCCAGAGCACGUCAAGUCUAUGACCAGCCUGCGAUGGCUGAAGUUGAACCGGACUGGCCUCUGCUACCUGCCCGAGGAACUAUCUGCCCUCCAGAAGCUGGAGCAUCUAUCCGUGAGUCACAACAGCCUCACCACGCUGCAUGGGGAGCUCUCCGGCCUGCCUUGCCUUCGGGCCAUCGUCGCUCGAGCAAACUGUUUGAAGAACUCCGGGGUUCCCGAUGACAUCUUCCAACUUGACGACCUCUCCGUGUUGGACCUGAGCUACAACCAGCUGACAGAGGUUCCCAGGGAACUUGAGAACGCGAAAAACAUGCUUGUGCUCAACCUGAAACAUAACAGCAUUGAAAACAUCCCCAACCAGCUCUUCAUCAACCUGACGGACCUGCUCUACCUGGAUUUGAGUGACAACAGGUUGGACAGCCUGCCUCCACAGAUGAGGCGCUUGGUGCACCUACAGACGCUGAUUCUGAAUAAUAACCCUCUCUUGCACGCCCAGCUCAGGCAACUCCCGGCGAUGACAGCCUUGCAAACGCUGCACCUCAGGAAUACACAACGCACACAGAGCAACCUUCCUACGAGUUUGGAGGGCUUGAUCAAUCUAGCAGACGUGGAUUUCUCUUGCAACGACUUGAGCCGGAUCCCCGAAUGCCUCUACACCUUGGCCAACCUGCGGCGUCUGAACCUGAGCAGCAACCAGAUUUCGGAGCUGUCCCUCUGCAUCGACCAGUGGACUCAGCUGGAAACCCUCAACCUGUCAAGGAAUCAGAUCAACUCCCUGCCGUCGGCCGUCUGCAAAAUGACCAAGCUGAAGAAACUCUACCUGAACUCCAACAAGCUGGACUUCGACGGCAUCCCCUCGGGCAUCGGGAAGCUGGCCAGCCUGGAGGAAUUCAUGGCCGCCAACAACAACCUUGAGCUCAUUCCGGAAAGCCUGUGCAGAUGUGCGAAGCUCAAGAAACUGGUUUUGAAUAAGAACCGCCUGGUCACCUUACCUGAGGCCGUGCACUACCUGACAGACAUCGAGAUCUUGGACGUCCGCGAGAACCCCAACCUGGUGAUGCCCCCCAAGCCCGUAGACAGAACCUCCGAGUGGUACAACAUUGACUUCUCCUUGCAGAACCAGCUGCGGUUGGCCGGGGCCUCUCCCGCAACGGUAGCGGCUGCGGGCGCGGGGAGCAGUCCGAAGGACCCCAUGGCACGGAAGAUGCGCUUGCGGAGGCGCAAGGACUCUGCCCAGGACGAUCAGGCUAAGCAAGUGCUAAAAGGGAUGUCAGACGUGGCAGAAGAGAAGAACAAGAAGUUGGAGGAGAACGGAGAUCCAAAAUACACAGACCUGAAGACACGCCGCUGGGACCAGAGCUUGGAGAAGCCUCAUCUCAAUUACUCAGAGUUCUUCACAGAAGAUGUGGGGCAGCUUCCCGGGGUCACCGUUUGGCAGAUUGAAAACUUUGUGCCCACAAUGGUGGACGAGACCUUCCAUGGGAAGUUCUACGAGGCCGACUGCUACAUUGUGCUGAAGACUUCCCUGGACGAUAACGGCUCCUUGAACUGGGAGAUCUACUACUGGAUUGGCCAGGAGUCCUCCCUCGAUAAGAAGGCCUGCGCCGCCAUCCACGCCGUCAACCUGCGCAACUACCUGGGGGCGGAGUGCCGGAGCAUCCGGGAGGAGAUGGGCGACGAGAGCGACGAGUUCAGCCAGGUCUUUGAUCAUGAGAUCUCCUACAUCGAAGGCGGCACAGCCAGCGGUUUCUACACGGUGGAGGACACACACUACGUCACGAGGCUUUAUCGGGUUUACGGCAAGAAGAACAUAAAACUGGAACCAGUACCGCUGAAGGGAGUUUCUUUGGAUCCUCGGUUUGUCUUCCUGUUGGACCACGGCCUCGAGAUCUACAUCUGGAGAGGCAGCCAGGCCACGCUGAGUGGCACCACCAAAGCCAGGCUCUUUGCGGAGAAGAUCAACAAGAACGAACGGAAGGGCAAAGCGGAAAUCCUGCUGACCACCGAGACGCAAGAGACGCCGGAGUUCUGGGAGAUCCUUGGAGGGCAGCCGGAAGAAAUCAAGAUCAACGUGCCGGAUGAUUUCAAGCCACCCAGGCCCAAACUCUACAAGGUCGGCUUGGGCCUGGGCUACCUGGAGCUGCCCCAGAUCAACUACCGGCUCUCCGUGGAACACAAGAAGAGGCCCAAGGUGGAUUUGCUGCCUGAGAUGAGGCUGCUUCAGAGCCUGCUGGACACCAAGUCGGUCUACAUCCUGGACUGCUGGUCCGACGUUUUCAUCUGGAUCGGCCGGAAGUCGCCGCGCCUGGUGCGGGCGGCUGCCCUGAAACUGGGCCAAGAGCUGUGUGGCAUGCUGCACCGCCCCAAGCACGCCAUGGUCAUCCGCAACCUGGAAGGCACGGAAUGCCAGGUCUUCAAGUCCAAAUUCAAAAACUGGGACGACGUGUUGAAGGUGGAUUACACCCGCAACGCAGAGUCGGUCCAGCAGCCCGGGGGCCUGUCAGGAAAAGUGCAGAAAGACGCUGAGAAGAAGGACCAGAUGAAGGCGGACUUGACAGCCCUCUUCCUGCCGCGCCAGCCCCCCAUGCCGCUAAACGAGGCGGAACAGCUCAUGGAGGAAUGGAACGAAGACCUGGACGGCAUGGAGGGUUUUGUGCUGGAGAGCAAGAAGUUUGCCCGCCUGCCCGAGGAGGAGUUCGGGCACUUCCACACCCAGGACUGCUACGUCUUUCUCUGCCGGUACUGGGUGCCGAUCGAGUGCGAGGAUGAUGAGAAGAAGAAGAAGAAGAGAGGAGGAGGAGGAGGGGCUGCCGAGGGAGAGGAGGCAGUGGAGGAGGAGGAAGAGGAGGAGGAGGAAGAGGAGAAGCAGCCGGAGGAAGACUUCCAGUGUGUGGUGUAUUUCUGGCAGGGCCGCGAGGCCUCCAACAUGGGCUGGCUGACCUUCACGUUCAGCCUGCAGAAGAAAUUCGAGAACCUCUUCCCCGGCAAGCUGGAGGUGGUGCGCAUGACGCAGCAGCAGGAGAACCCCAAGUUCCUCUCCCACUUCAAGAGGAAAUUCAUCAUCCACAAGGGCAAGAGGAAAACCAAGGACGACAGCAGCCUCCAGCCCAGCCUCUACCACCUCCGCACCAACGGCAGCGCCCUCUGCACCCGGUGCAUCCAAAUCAACACAGAUUCCAGCCUUCUCAACUCGGAGUUUUGCUUCAUCUUGAAGGUCCCCUUUGAGAGCACUGACAACCAGGGCAUCGUGUACACUUGGGUGGGCCGCGCUGCCGAUCCCGACGAGGCCAAGCUGGCUGAGGACAUCAUGAACCACAUGUUUGACGACUCGUACAGCAAACAGGUGAUCAACGAAGGGGAGGAGCCGGAAAACUUCUUUUGGGUCGGCAUUGGAGCCCAGAAGUCCUACGAUGGAGACGCUGACUACAUGAAGCAUUCUCGGCUUUUCAGGUGCUCCAACGAGAAGGGCUAUUUUGCCGUGUCGGAAAAAUGCUCCGAUUUCUGCCAGGAUGACCUGGCGGACGAUGAUAUCAUGUUGCUGGACAACGGCUGUGAGGUGUACAUGUGGGUUGGAACACAAACCAGCCAGGUGGAGAUCAAGUUGAGUCUCAAAGCUUGCCAGGUCUACAUCCAGCACAUGCGCUCAAAGGACCUGACCCACCCACGGAAACUCCGCCUGGUUAGGAAGGGUAAUGAGCCACCAGCCUUCACCCGAUGCUUCCACGCCUGGAGCAUUUUCCGGAAGCCUCCAGCCUAACCUGGCGGCUGACGACGCUGAGAACGGGACUCCCCGAGGCGUAUGGACUUUGUAAUCCUAUGCAGCACAGGAUGGGGCCACUGCGGUCGCUCUUACACAUGGCCACUUUUUUUUUUUUUAAAAAAAGUAAAGCAGCAGCCAAUUGGACAAAACGUUACUAGAAGAGGUGGAGUUAGAACAGCCCCCUCCCCUGUUUAAAGGAAACCCACCUUCCUGUUGCUUUGUCGUUUUCUAUAGAAACCAAAUAUCUGUGCCGGUUUUUCCUCUGCUCUCGCCUCCCUUUUAGAUGCCACUUGAGAAAUGUUACAGCCAGGAAUCUUAUUCCCACCACAGCCGAAUCACAGUGUGGGCUUCUUGUUUUUCCACUUGUAGCAAGACUUGGAUAUUUAUAUAAAAAAAACACACGUGUGAGCAA